Messenger RNA from Dicentrarchus labrax (European seabass), 3566 nucleotides. RefSeq names its product dnaJ homolog subfamily C member 5-like. The coding region runs from base 2518 to 3111 and encodes 197 amino acids. The transcript has 5 exons. NCBI's taxonomy places the organism in Eukaryota, Metazoa, Chordata, Actinopteri, Moronidae. The record is from RefSeq and is a predicted model, not a curated record.
AUUUAUAUCAUUGAUAGACUCAACUGGCUUCUGUCAGAGUGUAAAUAAACCAACUCAUUGUUUUAAUCACACUCUUGACCUUGUUCUAUCAUAUGGCAUUGAUAUUGAACAUUUAAAAGUCUUCCCACAUAAUCCUUUCCUAUCAGACCAUUAUUUAAUAACUUUUGAAUUCAUACUAUUAGAUUAUAAGCCAUUAGGCAAAACUUCCUACAGCAGAUGUCUAUCUGACAGUGCUGUAGCUAAAUUUAAGGAGGAGAUUCCUUCAGUGUUUAAUUCAAUGCCAUGUCUGAAUAUAACAGAGUCCUAUAACAACUUUAAUCCCUCCGAAAUUGAUCAUCUUGUUGAUAGUGCUGCAGGCUCACUACGAUCAACAUUAGACUCUAUCGCUCCUAUAAAAAGGAAAUUAUUAAAACAUAGGAGACUAGCACCUUGGUAUAACCACCAAACCCGCCAGUUAAAACAAAUAGCUAGGAAAUCUGAAAGGAAAUGGCGCUCUUCCAAAUUAUCAGAAUAUCGCUCAAUUUGGCAAGAUAAUCUUAAAACUUAUAGAAAGGCCCUCCGUAAUGCCAGAGGAGCCUAUUACUCAGCACUAAUAGAAGAAAAUAAGAACAACCCUAGGUUCCUCUUCAGCACUGUAGCCAGACUGACAGAGAGUCACAGCUCUAUUGAGCCACAUAUCCCCAUAAACUUAAGUAGCAACGACUUUAUGAGCUUCUUUUAUAAUAAAAUUAUUACUAUUAGAGAAAAAACUAAUCACCAACUGCCAUCAACAGUUAUCAGUGGCUCUCCAAGUUCAGGGACUUCUGUCAAUGUAAACUUAGAUGUAUAUUUAGACUGUUUUUCUGCUAUCGAUCUUCAUCAGUUAACUUCAAUCAUUCCUUCAUCGAAGCCAUCAACCUGUCUAUUAGACCCGAUCCCAACUAGGCUGCUUAAAGAAGUCGUACCCUUAAUUGUCACUUCUUUACUGGAUAUGAUUAAUCUUUCUUUAUUAUCAGGAUAUGUACCACAGUCCUUUAAAGUAGCUGUAAUUAAACCCCUUCUUAAAAAGCCCACUCUUGGUCACGUGAUGCAGCGAGGAUAGACGGACGUGCCUCCGAGAGCUACCGACAACACCUAGUUAAAAUUAUCCUUUUACUGGCUUAUACCACCCAAACUCUGAACUAAAGUUGACUUCAGGUAAGUGCAUGAAUACCAGAUCCAAAAGGAAACUAAACUACCUUGCUGGUCCUGCACUUAUGAUGGAUGCGAAAAAUCCUGAGGCUAGCUCUAGCCAUCCACAGGCUAGCAUCCGACAUGACGAGCAUGGCGAAGAAGGAGGGAAGUCAGGUGAGAAUUUGACUCCCAUUCUCAGAGAGAUAUGGGAAGGAAACCAAAAACUCGCUACCCAACUUGAUUCCAAGCUGACGGAGAUUAAUAAUGCAAUCACGAAGCUGGAUAAAACAAUGACGGUCUAGUCACGAGAGUUACGCAGGCUGAAAACCGCAUCAGUGAUGCAGAAGAUACACUAGUGGGUCUGGACAAAACAAUGCUUCAGCUACGCAAACAGAAUGAAUACCUGCUUGAAAAAGUUGACCAACUCGAAAAUUACAGCAGGCGUAACAACAUCCGAAUCAUUAAUCUACCGGAGGGUUGUGAAGGCGCGAAUCCAGUUAAGUUUUUCACUGACUGGCUCCCCGCUACUCUGGGCUCUGACAACUUCCCCGACCCCAUCAUGCUGUUGUCGUCGUCAUCAUCUUCUUCAUGUUCAUCAUCAUCAGUCACUACUAUUAGUGUAGUUGUUGCUACUGUUGUUGCUGUGCACCUCUGUCUGUCUGUCUGUCUGUCUCUGUUUCUGUCUCUCUCUCACCCCAACUGGUCGAGGCAGACGACCACCCACCUAGAGCCGGAGGAUCUGUCCUAGGUUUCUGCCUUUUAACAGGCAGUGUUUCCUUGCCCUUGUCUCCAAGGUCUUGCUCAUGGUGGUACUGUUGGGUCUCUGUAAAUAAUGUUAUAAAGAGUUCGGUCUAGACCUGCUCUAUUUGAAAAGUGUCCUGAGAUAACUUCUGUUAUGAAUUGGCGCUAUACAAAUAAAAUUUAAUUUAAUUUAAUUGAAUGCUAAUGUACCACUAAUACUGCGAGUACUGUAAUACUGCUGCUAAUGCUAAUGUACCGCUAAUACUGCGAGUAUCCCCCCCACACACACACAGUUUCUUAGACUCACCUGGUUGCCAUGGCGACCUCCCCUACCUGUCACAAUGCGUCCAUCAGAGCGUCUCAGUGAAACCUGAGCAGGCGUGGCGGCUCGUGGUCACCUGAUCCGAGCGGCUGCUGAAUGUUUGAUGGAGGCUGUCAGAGAUCCUCUCCACAACAGUUCAAACACCUGAAUAGGUAGUCAGCAGACAGGUAGUCAGCAGACAGGUAGACGAUUCAUCAGGACGCUCCGAGGCUUCAACAGGUUCAGCAUCGCCCUUGUUGCUGCCGUUGUCCUUGGAUUGGAGUUGUGGAGUCUGAUAACCACCGACAGGUGAUGGUGCCAGGAUGUCUGACGGGAGGCAGCGAACUUUGUCCACCUCUGGAGAGUCUCUGUAUCAGGUCCUGGCUCUGGAGAAAGGCUGCAGCCAUGACGACAUCAAGAAGUCCUACAGGAAGCUGGCGUUGCGGUACCAUCCCGAUAAGAACCCAGACAACCCGGAGGCGGCGGAGAAGUUUAAGGAGCUGAACAGCGCUCACGCCGUCCUGUCCGAUCUCACCAAGAGGAACAUCUACGACUCGUACGGCUCUCUGGGACUCUACGUGGCCCAGCAGUUCGGAGAGGACAAUGUCAACACCUACUUCAUGCUGUCCACCUGGUGGGCCAAGGGUCUGUUCCUGGUGUGCGGGAUCCUGACCGGGUGUUACUGCUGCUGCUGUCUCUGCUGCUGCUGCAACUGCUGCUGUGGGAAACUCAAGCCGACGCCCACAGGUGAGGGGGCGGAGCCAGACUACUUCUCCCCUGAUGACCUGGAGGAAGAGAUACGCAAUGACCCCGACCAUGACGUUGAAACUCCGAUCGUUCAACAGCCGACGAACGCCAGCGAGAAAACUCAGCUGAUCACCGACGGACAGCGCAGAUAUGGAGACACCUUCUCAUGAACCCACAGGAAACAGGAAACGCAUCACUGAUCCAUCCACUGCGCCCUAACGGGUCAUUUACAUAAACAGGCCAAAAGUAUGUGGACAAACUGGUAAAUAUACUUUUGGCCUGACAUAAAUAUUUUCGUUAAGAUCUGUGGAAACAGAAACAGAUUAAAAUGUUCUGGUUGGUCUGAGGUCAGACUGCUACUUUAAUGAUUAUAUACAUUGCAGUGCAGUAAGUCUUUAAAUCAUUAUAUUUUAUUAAACUAACACUCUGAUUGGUUGAGACGAAGGAGAGGCGGGGCUUAACACAGACCGUUCACACACUGAUUAUAUAUAACGGUUCAGUAUUUGUUGUUGUUGUUGGGUUGAUGUAAAUAAUGUUUUGGUUUCUGUUGAUUUAUUUAUUUGUGCUUGAUGGUGUAAAACUGUGAACUGAAGUCAGAUUGGAAAAUAAAACCACCUGUAACGAC